This is a messenger RNA of Acanthopagrus latus (yellowfin seabream), 2127 nucleotides long. It is a transcript of the gene prtfdc1a, whose product is annotated as phosphoribosyl transferase domain containing 1a. NCBI's taxonomy places the organism in Eukaryota, Metazoa, Chordata, Actinopteri, Spariformes, Sparidae. Gene Ontology annotation, biological process: GMP salvage; IMP salvage; hypoxanthine metabolic process. Gene Ontology annotation, molecular function: hypoxanthine phosphoribosyltransferase activity; magnesium ion binding. Bases 938 to 1600 code for a protein of 220 amino acids. The record is from RefSeq and is a predicted model, not a curated record. The transcript has 9 exons.
UCCAACAAUUUUAAUUUUUUACUUUUUUUCUCAUAAUUUUAAUGUUUUGUCUCAACUUAAACGUUUUAUCUCGUAGUUUUUAUCUUUCUGAAUCAGAAUUUUGACUUUUCAUCUUAUUAUCUUGACCUUUGACUCGUGAUUUUGAUUUACUGUUUCAUAAUUAGGACUUACAAUGGUAAUAAUGUUUUCAUCUUUAACUGGCAGAAAAGGUCAUCAAAGAAAACUGGGUUACCAAAAUAAUUCUUACUGUCUGCAGACACUCUAAAUUCAUGAUGUUUUUUAGUCAUAUGGCAAAAAUGUUUUCACAGUGUUGCUCUCAGUCAAAGAUGAUGUGAUUUUAAAGUGAAAUUUGUAAUUUAACGCUUUCUGUGAGUGGAGCUUUUGUUUGAGAAGGUCAAUUUUGAGCUCCAGAUAAUGACAAACAGUUAUUUCUUUAUUUCAACCUUCAUCACCUGCCUUACAAAUGGAGUUUAUUGGGAAACUCUUUUGAGUGUUUAGAUAGUUGGUUAUGAAAACAUCCUUUUAAAUCAAUUUCUUUCUGACUUAAUAACUGAAUCCAAGUAUUUGUGGUUCAUUCUCCCUCAGCGGCUUGUGAUGCGGCCACAGGCCAGCAUUGCAUCACAUGAAGCUGAUUAUCCCUGUAAUUCUUCCCUGACUAACACAACGCUGUCCUUAUACGCAAAUGACUCGAGCGUGAUCCCACAGCACAUGUGGCCGAGCCAGGAGUCCCUCUGGAUGUCUUUCAGUUUCUUUUGUUGCUCUUAGUUUUUGUGAAUGGUCUCUGAAGGGACAGGACACAACACAACGCAGUAAGUACUACUUUGGUGAUCACAGACUACAAAUGUCUCAGAGGACGAUGGAAGGCUUUUUGAUUAUUUGUUCCAGUGUAUGUUCAGUAAACUGUUCCUGCGUGUUUCCAGUAAUCCUAACCUGAGAAAUGGACAACGCAGGAGUCAGAAGAGGAAUUGUGAUAAAAGAUGACUGGCCAGGAUAUAGUCUGGACCUGUUCACCUACCCUGAACACUACCAUGAAGACAUAGAGACUGUGUAUAUUCCACAUGGAGUCAUCAUGAACAGGAUCGAGCGUGUGGCUCGCUACAUCAUGGACGACUUCGGGGACAACAACAUCAUGGUGCUGUGUGUCCUGAAGGGAGGAUACAAGUUCUGCGCAGACCUGGUGGAGUUCAUCAAGGUGCUCGGCCGUAACUCCAACAAGUACCUGGAGACCCGGGUGGAGUUCAUCCGCCUGAAGAGCUACCUGAAUGACCAGUCAACGGAGGAGCUGCACAUCAUAGGAAGCCGAGAUCUGUCUUUCCUGCGUGGAAAGUGUGUGCUCGUUGUCGAGGCCAUAGUCGACACAGGAAAGACCAUGAAGGCCCUUCUGAAGCAUGUGGAGACCUUUGAACCCAAGAUGGUCAAGGUCGCAGGGCUGUUGGUGAAGAGGGUUCCUAACAUGGCUGAAAAUCUGACAGACUAUGUUGGAUUCGAAAUCCCAAACCGCUUCGUUGUCGGCUACGCGUUGGACUACAAUGAAUACUUCCGCGACCUGAAUCACAUCUGUGUCAUCAGCAAGACCGGGAAGAUGAAGUACAAGGUUUGAGAAGAAUGAGAAGAAUUAAAGAAAUGCAGUUGAAGCAACACAAAACAAGACAUUCAUCUACCUUCUUCAGUGACAAGUGAAAGGUUCAGUUUUGUUUCUGUAACAGCCGGUCUUUGCUCGACUGCUUCAGUGAGGCAUGCGUUUAAAAAAAAAAGCUUUUAUUUUUGUAUGUCACUUUAAAAUGAAUCAGAAAAUGUCUUUAGAAUGUGAUGUAAUUGUUGCCUCACCCUCCUUUCCCUGUAUUUUGUUGUGAUGCACACGGGAACAAACAAAAUUUGGACGGAUAAAAGAAAGAAGCGCUGCCCAUUAGGGGAGGACGUUGGUGACAGAUGGAGAGAGCGUAUGGACGCUGGCAUCCCUGUGCCUGGAUGACGCCCACUCUGACUCAUGGAAAACACACAGUGGGUGCAGCAGGCGGCGUCUCUGUUUGUUCCAGACUUUAAUCAGGCCCGACUGGGAAAAGGCACGAGGAUUCAACUGAGUAUUUGGCAAAAGUUGACCUGGAAAUUAAACCUGGAGUAAUUUUC